Molecule: messenger RNA, 3542 nt
Organism: Pan troglodytes (chimpanzee)
Lineage: Eukaryota; Metazoa; Chordata; Mammalia; Primates; Hominidae
Gene: GEMIN8
Product: gem nuclear organelle associated protein 8
Exons: 4
Coding region: 2211-3245 (344 amino acids)
Biological process (GO): spliceosomal snRNP assembly
Cellular component (GO): SMN complex
Source: RefSeq, a predicted model, not a curated record
GACGGGGGAAAGUUUUGAACAGUUAAGGCUAGAGUGUAAAUUGGAGAGUUUGCAAAGUAGGUACAGAACUUUUUUUGAACAACUUCUCUACAAGAGGAAAUUCAGCCACGGAACAGCUGGACACGUGAAAAAAGAAUGUACUUGAUCAAAUAUCAGAUGAAUUGAAAAGAUCUUUGAAAACAUAAUGUAUUUAAAUAUUUGCUUCCUGAAAAGAUUUGGUGCUUUAUAGUCAGUUUUUUGAGUUACUAGGUCCUCAGAGAUUUUGGGGAGUAGAUGCAGGAGGAGACAACGUUAUCAGGAAACAACAGACAAGCUCAACAAUUUCAGCAGCAUCUAAGAGCAUGAAAUAUUAGCUAUUAUUUUUAUGCUGGAAGGAAAAUAGGAAACUUAAAAGGAGUAGAUUGUAGAAUCCAUGCCUACAGGUAACUGAGUAAGUGCCCAAGUAAAUGAGGCAUAGUGAGUGCCUAUAAAUUCAGAAAAGAGAGAUUAACAUGGAAUUACCAUGAAUAUGUUUAUAGAAAAAAGUAAAUCUGAAAUAAGACGCCUGAAAUGUACAAGCGAUCUUAACUACUUUAAACUAGCCAUGGUUUUUGCUGUUAUGCUCUUAAUUUGCAGAACCUGCCUAUUCAACCCUUAUUACCUUAUAGUCACACUAGGUUUUGCUUAUGAAGGACAUGCUUGCUGUGAAACAAACUUAUCUGUUUCCUCUUUUGAACUAUGUUAUCAUUAUGUCAUUCUCAGUCGUCCCAUUGCUUGUUGUGUUCCUGAGUCAGAGGGUAACUUUGUUCCUGGCCUCAUAUUUCACUUUUGAUUCUGAUAUUAGUCACAAGGGGAUUCAGAGAACUUGCAAAUAAAUCCAUUCACAAAUUCAUCACACUUGCUGACAAAUUAAACAAUGCCCUUCUGUGGGUGGAAUGUCAUUUGUAUGAAAAAAAGAAUUGUUAACUGCAUCCUUUCAGUCUUACUCCUUCCCCAUGCUAUGCCUUCUUUGUGACAGUACUUAUUACAACAUCCAGAAGAGGGUAAAUUGGGGUUGGGGAUUGAGGGAAUGAAAAGAAAAUAAAACUCAGUUUUUUGGCUCCCUUGCCUAUCAGUUUUAACUGUAGCUAUUAUAGACGGGGAGGUGCAGGCUUUCUGAACACAGUGGCAUGUGCACUUGAAUAGGCCUGUGUCCUGCCCAAGAUGGAGCUUGGAUGUCUGCAGGUGGAAGAAGGCCAUUUGGACUUGAGCCAUCUUUGAUGUCCAAAUCACUAAGCAGAGACCAUGCAAAGACACAGGAGGGAGGCCAUGAGGGCAUCAAGCCAGAUGAGCUUGCCAGCCUCAGCAACCAGCCAGGGAUGGGGGCAGGGCUGCCCAAGUAGGUGGGGCAGGGCUGCCCAAGUAGGUGGGGCAGGAAGCCCAGCCCUCAACAAAACCCUAUUAUAUUCUUUGUCUUAGUGAGGAAGUUCUUACUGUUGUGUGUAUUAUUGGAAGACAUCUUCUGUGAUAGGGUUAUUAUUGCAUGUACAGAGAGAUUCCUUGGAACCGCAUAUGACUCAAUCUAUCUCACUCAGAUUUCUCACCAUACCUUCACUUAUUUUGCUGCAGUGUCCAGCAGAUCUCCUUGAAACAGUGUGUACUGAAGACCUAACUAAAUCCUCCAAAUUACCUGGUUGGUUCAGAGAACCAAAUCACUGGAGCUUUGUAGGGAAGGUUUGAGUUUCAGGGCUUUAGCCAGAGUAACUUAUUUAAUGAUUGGCUUUUAAUGUGUUUCUGUGCAAAGAUCAAAGCAGGUGAAUUUUCAUGUAUUUUUAGAAUUCUAGUAGAAAAGGAAGAUAGGAAAAUCUAGUUCAAGUAUACAUUCUAGUUUUUAGGGGAAUUUGUGUUUUUAUUUUACUUUUUUGGUUGCUACGAUUUGUCCUAUAUUCUAUAUUUAUAAGAACAUAAAUAUGUAAUUAAAAGAAUAUAUUUGAUGGCACUACCUGUCAACAAAGCCACUUAUUUGUGAAAUUUUUUGGUAACUUGAUGGAAAUAGUCAGCUUUUAUCCAUUGAAAACUACAAAGCUCUUAUCUAUUGUUCUUUAUGUAUAUUUAUGCAUUAAAAAUAGAUCCUGCAGGAUGAGCAGAUGUACUGAAGUGUAAAUCCGUUUUUUAAGAGAGGCUAUAUGGAAAAAUAUAUCAUUCAAGACUCAGUCUCUGCCUUGCCUGUAGGCCUCGUCAGUGUUUAGUGAAUGACCUCAACCCUGUUUUUUUCCUUCCUUCUUUGGUGGUUGAGGACAGACAAUGAAUGGUCUCUGUACUCGCCUGGGCUCAGCUGGGUGGUGGCCAUUAUGCCAUUGUGCUCACUGGAGAGGGCUGCCGGGUUUGUAGAGCUGCGGAUCCCGGCCUUCCCUGACAUUGCCAAUCUCUUUUCUUUCAGCUCCACCAGCCCAUUGGAGAAAAGUUACUGUUCAGUCCCUGAAGGCUUGUGCCAUAAAAGAGUGGGAGACAUUCCCAGGGAAUUUCAGCACCCAUUUGGACUUUCACAAUCAGAGAUGGCAGCGGUAAAGGCAUCAACAUCGAAAGCUACCAGGCCUUGGUAUUCUCAUCCGGUAUAUGCAAGAUACUGGCAACAUUAUCAUCAAGCAAUGGCUUGGAUGCAAAGCCAUCACAAUGCCUACAGGAAGGCCGUGGAAUCCUGUUUCAGUCUUCCAUGGUACUUACCUUCUGCACUUCUUCCCCAAAGCUCUUACGAUAACGAGGCUGCGUAUCCUCAGUCCUUCUAUGACCAUCAUGUGGCCUGGCAGGACUACCCCUGCAGUUCUUCACAUUUCAGAAGAUCUGGCCAGCAUCCGCAUUACAGCAGUAGGAUCCAGGCAUCCACAAAAGAAGACCAAGCUUUGUCCAAAGAGGAAGAAGAGGUGGAGACUGAGUCAGAUGCAGAGGUAGAAUGUGACCUGAGCAAUAUGGAAAUCACUGAAGAGCUCCGCCAGUACUUUGCAGAGACCGAGAGGCAUAGAGAAGAACGACGGCGGCAGCAGCAGCUGGAUGCAGAGCGCCUGGACAGCUAUGUGAACGCUGACCACGACCUGUACUGCAACACCCGCCGGUCGGUAGAAGCCCCAACUGAGAGGCCUGGUGAGCGGCGCCAGGCCGAGAUGAAGCGUUUGUACGGGGACAGUGCUGCCAAGAUCCAAGCCAUGGAGGCCGCGGUGCAGCUGAGCUUUGACAAGCACUGUGACCGAAAGCAGCCCAAGUACUGGCCGGUCAUCCCCCUGAAGUUCUGAGCUCAGGGCACAGGGUACCCAGCCUCUCCUUCUUCCUUUUGGGUACACGCUCUUUAUCUCUCCUUCUGUACAUUUCUUAGGGAAAGGGGACUUUGUACUGGGGUACAGGCAUGUUCACCACAGUCCCAGUGGGCCUGUCACGGGGUGGAUGUACUAUGCCAGCCACUUGGAGGUCUGCAGGACAUGUUCUGUUGCCAACAUGAUAAAUUUUCUCCUGACAUAAAAUAAUUUUGCAUAUACUAUACUGGUUUUUUAUGUUGUUGGUAACAGUUCAAUUCAUUAACGUUCUUGCCUAGA